Crotalus tigris (Tiger rattlesnake) is the source of this 11363-nucleotide messenger RNA. RefSeq names its product tenascin R (gene TNR). The transcript is spliced from 24 exons. The record is from RefSeq and is a predicted model, not a curated record. Gene Ontology annotation, molecular function: protein binding. Lineage: Eukaryota; Metazoa; Chordata; Lepidosauria; Squamata; Viperidae. Bases 2071 to 6138 code for a protein of 1355 amino acids.
AUCCAAAUCAAUCCAGAUCGCUAUAAAACCUUUACCACAUUACUAUAAUCAGAUUUAAUAUUUAUAUCAUAUUCUGGGUUUCUUUCUAAUCCAAACAGGUUUCCAUAAUCGGGCCUCCGCCUGCCAUACUAUACACUCCAAAAAGGAAGCUCCUAUUGUGCAUUUUGUUAAAUUAGUAUAAAUGUUAUAGUUAAUCUGAAUGACUCAUAGCAGAACAUCAUUUCCCCCUUCUUUUAACAUUGAAUAAAUUUCAAUUAAAGUCCUUUCUUUUAUAUCAUCCUCUUUGCUUGUGUUUUUCUCUUCUUCCCAUGUUUUUUCUCUAUCUCAAAAUCAAAUGGUGUCUGCAGGCCAACUUGUCCUUAUGAAGCAAAAUCAUCCAGUUCCUUAUCAUAAGUCCUUUGUCCAUUGAUAUCAACUCUUUUUUCCAAAAUCAAUUGAUUGUCCAACUGUGAGUUUACUUCUUCCACCUCAGUUAGCGGAGCACAAGCCUCUUAUGUGUAAACUGAUGUUUCACUUAGUCCUUGUCUUUUGCCUUGUCGAUACACAGAAAUCUCCUUUGAGCAAGCAAUUAUCUUCUCCGUAUUUUCCAAAAUUUUGUCCAAAAUAUACUUAUAAAUAAGAUCUACACCAAUUUCCUCCAUCUUUAUUAUAUUUCAAAUCCUUAUCCUUUUGAAGGAGACUAUAUUUAAAAAACAAUCACAAUAUCCAUCUCCUCCCAGUUUUCUUGUCUUUUUCCUUUGUACAAAAUGAAAGCCUUUCCAGCGAAGAAAAGAUAACAAAUACAAUAAAUAAAUUUGUCAAAGAGUGUCCCCCAGAAAAUAGUCAGAUGUUCAAUCCUUCCGGCCACCAUAAAAGCAAACAAUAUUCUCCAAAAAUUAUAAAAAACUUUCUUGAGGCUCCCAAUAUCCAAAAAUAAAAUCAACCAUUAAAACAAAAGUAGGUUUACUUUGUGCUUCUCUUUCCCCAUUUAAAAAGCUGCUUCACCAGAAAAGGGAAUAAUUCCAAGAAAAAAAAACUUUUCACAGGCGUAAAGAAAAUAGAGGUGAAAGGAAAGUCUCACCGAGUUCUCCAUGGUGGGUCCGUUUGCUUAGCUCAGCGGUUCUCAACCUGUGGGUCGCGACCCCAUUUGGGGUUGAACGACCGUUUCACAGGGGUCACCUAAGACCAUCGAAAAACACAUAUUUCCGAUGGUCUUAGGAACCAAGACACCGCUCCUCUAUCCAUCUCCAAGCAAGGGGAGAAGGAGGCAGAGGAAAGCCCAAGCAGAGAAGGAUCUGGCCCAGCGAGGGCGGAGCCAUGUUCGGGCGCUGCUUCUGGAGCUCACAGAUGCUGGCCCGGCUCUGGCGUGCUUCAGGGUAGAGGUUGUCUGCUGUGUUGCCGCUGGGAGCCUUAGCUGGCUAAAGCGCCUUUCAGAGAAAGAGCCCUGCUUUCCCCUGCAGGGUGACCCAGCCAGCAACGUCCCACUCUCGUCGUUUCAGGGAGGAGGGAGAGGAAGAAGAAGAAGAAGGCAUCUGCCCAGCAGGCUGCUACCUCUGCCUCCUCGCGAUGGAGAAGUGCUUUGAGGCAGAUGGCAGGUUAUAAAACUGACGCUCGGCUCAAAGGGGGGAUGGGCAGGCCUACGAAGCCACUGCUCCUCCGUGGGCAGACAGAUAGCUGGACGGCUAGGAAAGUUACCCAACUCUUCUGCUCUGGAGGAAGAAAACCAAGCUUCGAGAUCUCACGAGCAGGCGCGCAGACGCGACUGAGCUUGCAACAAGCCCGGCAAGCUUUACAUUAAGAUUCUGAUGGGUGAAAUGUCAAAAUAGUCCAUAACUCACUGAACCUGAACUGGCAGGUUGUGGUGGGCUUCUUUGGGAAAGAGAUGGGAGGCAGCGAGCACAGACAGGAGCAAAAGCCUUGCCCAUUGGAUGAAAGGUGGUUCAGAAGUGUUGGCUUGAUAGAGGUCAGUUGCUUUGAAGAACUGAAUCAAGAAGCAUAUCGUGUAUUGGAACUUCAAAUAGCCUGGUGUAGCAGGUCUUCCUUCCGCGCUUCCCAAGGCUGGCGUAGAAGUUUCCUGUCUUUCUCAAGAAAAUGAGGGCAGAUGGCAAAAAUGUGAUCCUAAGAAAUGUGGUGGUUAGCCUCAAUGUAAUGCUGUUGGCCAUCUUCAGACCCUUUGAAUGCCGCCUGGAAGUGAUGACAGAGAGAGUUAAAAAACAGGUGACUGAUGAAGAAGGCAGCUUUGCUAACUACACAUCCCCUGUCAAAGAGCAACCCAUGGUCUUCAGCCACAUAUACAACAUUAAUGUGCCUCUGGACAGCCUCUGCUCCUCAUCCCUAGAGGCUUCAUCUGACCCAGAGGUGAGUUCGGAAGAUGACCGGAUGACGGAAUACACCGAGCAGACCUCAGACAGUGAGAGCCAGGUCACCUUCACCCACAAGAUAAACCUCCCCAAACAGACUUGCAAGUGUGCCGCCUCCUCCCGGGACAUACAGGAGCUGCUGAGCAGGAUUGAGAUGCUGGAAAGGGAGGUGUCUAUACUCCGAGACCAAUGCAACUCCAAUUGCUGUCAAGAAAAUGCAGCCACAGGGCAGCUGGAUUACCUCCCCCAUUGCAGCAGUCAUGGUAACUUUAGCCUGGAAACCUGUGGGUGCAUCUGCGAUGAAGGCUGGGCUGGGAAGAAUUGCUCUGAGCCUCUCUGUCCCCUCGGCUGCUCUAGCCGGGGUGUGUGCAUUGAUGGCCAGUGUGUUUGCGACAGCGAUUAUAGUGGGGAGGAUUGCUCUGAGGCACAUUGCCCAACUGACUGCAGCUCCCGAGGACUCUGUGUGGACGGAGAAUGUAUCUGUGAAGAAGGCUUUGCUGGAGAAGACUGUAAUGAGCUUAGAUGCCCAGAGGACUGCUUGGGGAAAGGGAUCUGUGCCAAUGGGACUUGCAUCUGCCAAGAAGGCUACGUAGGGGAAGACUGUGGGCAGCUGAGGUGCCUCAACGCUUGCAGUGGGCGUGGAUUCUGCCAAGAAGGCCUGUGCUCUUGCGAGGAAGGUUACCAAGGACGGGAUUGUUCAGCAGUUGCUCCUCCAGAGAGUCUGCAAGUGGCUGCAGUCAGAGACCGAUCAAUUGACCUGGAAUGGGAUGGCCCAAUGGCUGUGACUGAAUAUGUCAUUUCCUACCAGCCAGCAGUGCCAGGGGGCCUGCAGCUCCAGCAGCGAGUGCCGGGCGACUGGACCACUGUCACUCUGAAGGAGUUGGAGCCAGGACUGACAUACAACAUCAGCAUCUAUGCUGUUAUCAGUGAAGUGCUCAGUGCCCCUCUUGGAGUCAAGGUAGCCACCCAACUCUCUACUCCACGAGGACUGCAGUUCAAAACUAUCACAGAGACCACUGUUGAGAUGGAAUGGGAACCCUUCUCUUUUCCCUUUGAUGGCUGGGAGAUCAGCUUCAUCCCCAAGGACAAUGAAGGGGGUGUGAUUGCUCAACUUCCCAGUAGUGUGACAACUUUCAAUCAGACCGGCCUGAAACCAGGUGAAGAGUACACAGUCAAUGUUGUAGCUCUCAAGGAACAAGCCCGAAGUUCACCCACUUCAGCCAGCGUUUCAACCUUAAUUGAUGGGCCAACUCAGAUUUUGGUUCGUGAUGUUUCUGACACUGUGGCCUUCGUUGAAUGGUCUCCACCCCGGGCUAAAGUAGACUAUAUUCUACUGAAAUAUGGCCUAGAGAAUGAGGAAGGAGGAAAGACCACUUUCCGGUUGCAGCCUCCACUGAGGCAGUAUUCCAUGCAAGCUUUACGACCUGGUUCCCCAUACGAAGUUUCUAUCUCAGCUAUCCGUGGUGCAAAUGAGAGCGAUGCUGCAAUCACUCACUUUGUAACAGAAAUUGAUGCUCCGAAGAAUUUACGCGUACUCUCUCGGACAUCAGACAGCCUAGGCCUUGAGUGGGACAACAGUGAGGCAGAAGUGGAAAACUUCAAAUUGGUAUAUAGCACCCUGGCUGGUGAGCAGUAUCACGAAGUUUUGGUGCCACGCAAUGCAGGUGCCAUAUCCAAAGCCACCCUUACUGAUUUGGUGCCAGGAACAGAAUAUGGAAUUGGAAUUUCAGCUACAAUGAAUAGUAAGCAGAGUGUUCCGGCCACCAUGAAUGCAAGAACUGAACUGGACAGCCCUCAUGACCUGAUUGUGACAGCUUCCACAGAAACAUCCAUCUCUGUGUCCUGGACCAAAGUCAAGGGUCCCAUUGAUCAUUAUCGGGUCAUCUUCAUGCAAGCUUCAGGAAUGGCAUCAGAGGUUACUGUCUCUAAAGAUAAGUCUGAGCUCACACUCACAGACUUAGAACCUGGGACUGAAUACACUAUCUCAGUCAUUGCUGAAAGAGGCCGACAGCAAAGCUUGGAAAGCACUGUGGAUGCCUUCACAGGAUUCCGACCAAUCACACAACUUCACUUUUCUCGUGUAACUUCCUCCAGUGUGAACAUCACUUGGAAUGACCCCUCACCUCCAGCAGAUAGGCUGAUACUGACCUACAGCCCCAAAGAUAAGAAGGAAACCAAGGAAGUGAUGCUGGACCCUACAAAGAGACAUGCUGCUUUGUCAGGUCUACAACCAUCCACAGAAUAUAUCAUGUCCCUGGUGGCUGUACAUGGCCUUGUCAGCUCUGAGCCAAUAGUUGGUUCAGUCACAACAGAGAUUGAUCCACCGAAGAACUUGACAAUUGUCAAUGUGACUACAGAAUCUGUGACUGUCCAUUGGGCACCUCCAAUUGCACCUUUUGACCACUAUAAGAUUUCCUGCAAAUCCGCCCAAGGGCGAAUUGACAGUAUAGUUGUUGCAAAAGACAUUACUGAAUAUACUCUCAACUACUUGCAGCCUUCAACUGAAUAUGAAAUCAGCCUAAAGAGUAUAAAGGGCAGAGAGGAAAGUGAAUCACUUUUAUAUACCAUGUAUACAGCCAUGGAUCAUCCAAAGAAUUUGAUUGCCAUAAACAUUACCCCAACAGAAACCUUGCUAAAGUGGGACCCGCCUGGCGUUGAAGCUGAAAAUUAUGUCAUUGUGCUUACCCAUGACAGUGUUGCCGGAGAAACUAUUUUGGUGGACAGGACCGAACAAGAAUAUAAGCUUAUCAAUUUGCUUCCCAGUACCAGCUAUAAGGUCACAAUGUAUGCUAUCAAUGGGCCUGUCACAAGCAGAACCAUCUACGCCAACUUUACUACUCUUUUGGAUCCGCCCUCAAAUCUGACGGCAAGUGAAGUGACUCGGCGAAGUGCUCUUCUUUCAUGGUUUCCUCCUGUAGCUGAGAUUGAGAACUACAUCAUGACAUACAGAUCUCCUGAUGGGAGCCGCAAGGAGCUGAUUGUGGAUGCAGAAGAUACUUGGAUCCGCCUAGAAGGUCUUUCUGAAAACACAGAGUACACUGUGCGCCUGCAAGCAGCUCAAGAUGCUAUGAGGAGUGGAUUUAUCUCCACCAUCUUCACUACAGGAGGCCGUGUGUUUAUGAAUCCUCAGGACUGUGCCCAGCAUUUGAUCAAUGGCGACAAUUUGAGUGGCAUUUACACCAUUUCCCUUAAUGGGGAUCUCAGCCAGAGAGUACAAGUAUACUGUGAUAUGACUACAGAUGGUGGUGGAUGGAUUGUCUUCCAGAGAAGACAGAAUGGACUGACUGAUUUCUUUCGCAAAUGGGCAGACUAUCGCAUUGGCUUUGGAAACCUGGAAGAUGAGUUCUGGCUGGGGCUAGAUAAUAUGCACAAGAUCACAUCACAAGGGCGCUAUGAACUGUGGAUAGAUAUGAGAGAUGGUCAAGAAACAGCUUAUGCCUAUUAUGACAAGUUUUCCAUUGGAGAUGCCAGGAGUCUCUACAAGCUCCGGAUAGGGGAAUAUAAUGGCACUGCUGGGGAUUCACUCAGCUAUCAUCAGGGACGUCCAUUUUCCACCAAAGACAGAGACAAUGAUGUUGCCGUUACAAACUGUGCUAUGUCAUACAAAGGGGCCUGGUGGUAUAAAAACUGCCAUCGAACUAACCUCAAUGGCAAAUAUGGCGAAUCCCGACACAGCCAGGGUAUUAACUGGUAUCAUUGGAAAGGACAUGAGUUCUCCAUACCUUUUGUGGAAAUGAAAAUGCGGCCGUAUAACCACCGCAACUCCCUGGGGAGGAAACGCCGAUCAGUGCAACUGUGAAAUGGCAGGAAUCCUUCGGGACAUGCAGUCCUUUCCUGUCAUGAAUUUGUAUUUUACAAUAUGAAAAGAACAAAAGUAAAACUGAGGUAGAAGCCUGCUCCAUGCUGAGGGCUGAGGAACACCAUGAUACCCCAGAGGGCUGACUAACGUUGAUAAAAGAACAACCAUAAUGCUUGCUAUCAUUCCUAGGAAACUAUUGGGCUCCUGCCCAGCCCCACUUCUUUCAGUUUUCAUUCCAUUCCUUCUUGAAAUUAUUAGUCAAUGGCUUUAUUUAAGGUCUUUGUCGUAACCCAGUUUCUGCUGUUGGUUAUGGCCACCAGAUCUGAGCAAAAAUACAAGUGAUCGCUAGAGGACAGAAAGAGUUAGCAUUUUCUCUCCCUCUUUUUUUGCGAUCCAGAUUUUUGCAAUCUAGAUCUCUUGGCCCUGCUCGGCCCUGUUGUAGAUGCUUUCUUUUAUAUGCAAGCCUGCUUUACCAGAGGGUACCGAGGGGGAGGUGCUCAAAGAGCUAUUUUUAAAGAUAUUUGGACCCGUGCAGCUGCAUGAUGGAAGCAGAAUUCUUCACAAUGAUGUCUAUUGAGUCAGCAUGAGGCCAUCUGCCAGGAAGAGGAGACAAAUUAUAGCUAUUUAUUUCAACUCAUGUCGAUCCCAUUUUUUCCCUGAGCAGGCAACAAAGAUAUACAUAGAGCCCCAUACACACACUUACGUAUACAAACAAACAUAUGCAUAUACACAUACACAAACAUAUACAUACACAUAAAUAAGCAUAUAUAAUUCCUAAAACAGUAACCUUCACAUUCAUAAAUCAGCUUAUAGAUAUGAGUGCUGCAGACAUACUCACUCUGAAUUCUGUUUGGAAGCAAAGUCCUCAUUUCUAGAUUGUUCUCACUCCAAAUUGUUUUGCCUUAUUUAUUAGAGGCUAAGUUAAGGAAAGGGAUUGGUGGAUUUCCCUGGCUUUGUUUCCCUUCCCACCCAGUGUCAUCACCAAUUAGUCUUCCUAGUAAGGAUGGAAUGAAUUAGGGCAAUUUUAGAAGGACGCCUAAAACAGUACAUUGAGCCAUCAAUCAAGUUUUCUGCCUAGCAAAUGGUUGGUGCUAAAGAGUGGGGAAUGGGGUAAAGCAGACAGGUGUUUCCCCAGUGUUCCUCAUAACUCCCUCCUCUGUGUCUAUGAUCUCUCAGCCCUCACCCAUGUUCAAAAGUAGCCCAGCUGACUCAUAAAAAGCAAAAAGGGUUGCACAGAGUGGAGAAGGGAACAGUAAUGAGUGAGAUCCAGUGAGUAAGAUUCAUCUUUAUCUAAUGCUGCAAAGGAGUGGUAGUGCUGGCAGCAAAUGGCCAAGGAGUACACUUCUGACAUCAUGAUAGGCACUGAAAAUUAGGUGGUAGUUGGGCACAGAGAACACACAACUGGAAUUGACCCACAUAUAAUAACAGCAUGUAAUCCAGCACUGUCAAAUCCAGAAUGGAAUGGGCAGAAUUACACAGCCAUCCCCACUGCCACCAGAGGCUACAUGAGGUUACAAGAACUGUGACUGCAGCAUAUCAGUCCCCAAAGGGCAAGGCAACAAUUGUAGCAUAUGUGCAUGUCCUCAGAAAUCAUAAAAACAGCAAAAACUGAAAAAUACACAAUAACUUUAAUUGAAAUCUUUUUUUUUUUUAGUAGAUAUAGGGGGGAAAGUCUGUAAUACAUCCAGUGAUGACUAGAGCUGGCAGAAAUCUGUUUCCCAGUUUAUAUUGAUCUUAUUUGCAGCACAGAACUAAUUCUCCUCCAAGAGACCACUACACCCAAGCUAUAAAAGAGGUUUAGCACUCUUGCACCAAACCAUAUUUACAAGGAGCCACUAAAAGAUCUGGCAAGCAGAAUAGAAAGUGCCAAUCCAGCAUUACAUUGAAAGAUGCUUACAACCAGAGCCAAAAUGGCCGUAGACAGCAGUGCUAAACAACUAUAGAAGAAGGGCUGUGCUCACUGCAGCCUAUAGUGAUUAGUAGGGGUUGGAGUGAUCUUGAUCUCAGCAACCAAAUGGUCAGUGAAGGGUGCCAGAAAGUAUCCAUGACAGAAACUGUCAGGAGAACAGAGAGGUCUAUUUUAAUACCAGAUGGGCAAAAUAUGGCAGAAAAAAAGGAGUAACCAAUGCUAUAACUUGGAGGAAAUGAAAGCAAGACUUAAAAGGGCAAAUUCUUUAUAUAAUUACUUGCAACUAUAUAGUUACAGCAUGACCACCAAAAGACAAAUAUUGUCCUCCUUUGUUGGGGAAUAUUGUUCACUUUUGAGAAUAAUCUAUGGAAGCUAAAUGUAGCUGUUUCUUUAUUUUCUUUAAGAGAGAGAAGCAGGUGGAAAUAGGAGUUAAGAGUUUAUCUGAACCAGCUUCUGGGACAUGUAUUUAUCCAGUGGUGGGAUUCAAAUAUGUGAACAACCAGUUCUCUGUGUGGAUGCCACUUCCAGAAGUCUAUUCUGGGCCUGGGCAACAAAAAUUAGCUACCAGUUCUGUCGAACUGGUGCAAACCGGCUGAAUCCCAUCACUGUAUUUCUCUUAACACAUUUUUCCCACAUACCUUCCCAGUCAAAUAUCUCCAGACUUCUUUCAGCCUAUGGCAGUUGCAGCCUCAGUCAUAAAAGCCUCCAUUUGUGUUUUUCUUUAAAAAUAAAAUCCCCAUAGUAUAAAUAAUAAAACCUUAACAUAGAUGUCUAUCUUUUCUAUCAUGGUCCAUGACCUGUCUUCCUUCAUAAUACCAAGUGGGGAGGGGGAAAUCCACACAUGUAUCUCUUAAACAUAGAAAACGGGCAUAAUAAAUUGGAGCUUAUCCUGCCCCAGAGCCUUGUGUGCAUAUAGGAUCUGUGGGUUGGUUAGGCAUAUAGGCACAUUCAAGUGAAUCUCCAUUUGUAGGUUGUACAAGUUUCAGUCUUUGUCCUUUUCUAUAAAACUGAAGUCUAAUUAGAUGGGCAGACCUUAAUCUAGUCCAUUUCAAACACUUGUGAAUUCUUCUACAUGCAUGUGCUGACCAAUUCCCUGAACUGGUUCUUGCCCCUGCCCAUAGCAGUUAACUGUAUCUCCUCCAUAACUGCAAAACUGAUCCAUUAACUCACAAACCAUUGUAUAAAUCACUGUACCCCCCACAUAGAAGUAUCUGUUCCCUCUUAACAUGAGUUUGUAUUAAAGAUUGUAACUGCAGAGUGAACCAACACAAGUUAGUGACAUUUUCGAAAACAUUUCAACAGAAUAUGCAUCUAUAAAUGACCUUUAGAAAUCAAAUAACAGAAUUUUAAAUAAAUAAACAGGAGCAUGGGAAACAUCUAAAUUAACAGCAAAGAUACUGAAGGUCAGUGAAUGAAUAUGUUCUUUUGAUUUGGCUGUGAGUUUAUUACUGUUGGGCAACAGCAUAACAGGUAAAAAAAGCCACUAUUGGGGAAAGAAGGAAGGAAGGAAGGAAGGAAGGAAGGAAGGAAGGAAGGAAGGAAGGAAGGAAGGAAGGAAGGAAGGAAGGAAGGAAUUUUUUUCAAAGAGUAGAAUAGCACACAACAACCAUCUAGUGAUGCAAUCAAGAAUAUAUGGCAUGGAAUCAAGGAAGGAACUGUCUCCCCUUUACUUUAGAUUAGGCAAACUACUUUAUGAGUCACUAGGUUUGCAUAACUGACCACAAGCAAGUAGGAACAGUAAAACUAUCAUACUCAUUGUUUUAGGGAACAUUUGUUCUAAAGCCCAGUACAGUGUAUGUAAUAAAAAAAGUAGAAACAUAAUCUAAUUUACAGAAACUUUUUAACUACCCUAUCUGCCCAGCAAGUUUUAGAUUUCAGAUGGAAUAUUGUAAUCCUUUGGUGUAUGUCAUCAUCAUCUCCAUCACCAUCAUCAUCCUCUAUUAAUCCAAUGAAUAUCAUUAGACUGGGUUCUUUCAAAUGGUUAGGUUUUACCAAGAGCCUAGAAAUCAUAGAAGUAUUGUCAUAUUAUGUAGAAAGUUCCCAGCAAGGUAUUUUGUUUUGUUUUGGCAAAGUCAAUGGUAUUAAGUCGUAUACAUUUAAAACCAUUACAUAUUUGGUGAAUUCUUUAAUAUGUCUCCAACAGUGCAAACAUUGGAUUUUUUUUCUUCCAAAGUCAUUCACUGCAAUUUGCAAAUCAUAUUAUUUUGUUACUUUUUCCAUUUGUUUUUCAAAUUUGUUCAACUAUCUCCUUUGAUUGCUACAUCUACAGAAUAUUUCUUCUUCUUAGUAAUAAUAAUGUGUUGCCUUUCAAGAGUGUACUGGUCUGUAUUUAUAAUUCACACAAUCCUGUCUUCAUUUUCUAAGGCUUUUUCAAGUUUAUGAUCCCAUAGUUUUUGUGAAACCAAAUGUUUUACAUAAAUUCCAGUGCAAAAUUUUUGCAACUCUUAUCAUGGCAUAGAUUAUAUACUCAAUUUGGCCUAGUUCUGCUAAGCCACUCAUAAGGUAUUCUUUGAUCUUACACAGUUAGUAAUUGCUAUCAUUUGAAAUAUGUUCAGUUUUGGCAUUAAUGAUUGCUUGCAUGCUGUGUUUUUGAGCUGCUGUAAUUAUUGUUCAGUUUCAUUUUAAGAAUUUCAGUUUUCAGUCACUGCCAACUCAAAUUUUGGUUUUAUUUUCUUUCAAUAUCAUACUGAGUAUGAAGAGGUUUAUAUUUCCAGGCAUUAAUUGGGUUUUACAAACUUCUACCAGUAGUGAUUUCUUUUUGUGCCUGAUAUAAUCAUUCAGGCCGUAUUUCUCUUCUACCAUUGUUUGCUUUACUUGGAGUAAUACCCUCCCACCUUUAUUUCUGCCAAUUCCACUUCCUUUGUGGAAAGCAUGAUUCAUGUUCAUUAAUUUUCUUGGUUGUUUUUUUUAAUCAAGUAUGUCUAAUUCAGCUUGAGCCCAAUCAAUUAUACCCACACUAUAUUGAAUAGCAAGAACAGCCCAAGUGUUUAUGGCUUUAAUUAUAUUCCCCAUGCUUAAUUUUGUUUUCAAUUUUUAAAACUUGUUUGAUAUAAUCAAAAUUAAUAUUUUUUUUAAUUUGCUCAAGUAGUAAGAAAGAAGCUUCCAUUAAUCCUAAUAUUUCAAACCUUCUUCUGAUGCCAAUUGUUCCAUGUCAUUUGUAUUAAUUAGCUAUAAUCAGUCUUCUUUAACAAUUUUUAAGGUGACCAACUUUUUUACAAUGAAAAGGAGGACACAAAUAAAUUGAAGAAAAAAAUAUUGUAAAUAAAAGAAACAUUUUAUUCAUUGCAACAAUAAUACAGACAACUUGCAUGUGCAA